This is a messenger RNA of Mobula hypostoma (lesser devil ray), 8220 nucleotides long. It is a transcript of the gene pacsin1b, whose product is annotated as protein kinase C and casein kinase substrate in neurons 1b. The coding region runs from base 217 to 1665 and encodes 482 amino acids. The record is from RefSeq and is a predicted model, not a curated record. Gene Ontology annotation, cellular component: plasma membrane; cytoplasm; endosome. The transcript has 11 exons. Gene Ontology annotation, molecular function: protein binding; phospholipid binding. NCBI's taxonomy places the organism in Eukaryota, Metazoa, Chordata, Chondrichthyes, Myliobatiformes, Myliobatidae. Gene Ontology annotation, biological process: positive regulation of dendrite development; plasma membrane tubulation; regulation of endocytosis.
CAUGUCCUUUGAGGGAUGCAGCUCAACUAAUGCCAGGCGGAGAUUAAUUCUCGGCACUAAUUCGCAGCCUCUAUCGCGCAAAACGCAUUGGGAUAGGCCAAGUGGGAAUUACGGUUCAGUCAUUGAGAACUGAGGGGAUUUUUGUGUGAUCAGUGCAUGAAGAUUUGAAGCGGCGUAACCAUACAGAUAAUUCAAGGUCUUGGUAUCGUGUAGAAGAUGUCAGGUUCGUACGACGAAUCCAGUGGAUUGGAGGAAACGACUGACAGUUUCUGGGAGAUUGGUAAUUACAAACGCUCAGUGAAGCGCAUUGAUGACGGACACAGAUUGUGCAAUGAUCUUAUGAACUGUGUCAAUGAACGGGCAAAGAUAGAGAAGUCCUACUCUCAGCAGUUAAUUGACUGGUCUAAAAGGUGGAAACAGCUCAUUGAAAAAGGAUCACAGUAUGGAACUCUGGAGAGAGCCUGGAUGGCGUUGAUGACCGAGGCAGAUAAAGUGAGCGAGCUACAUCUGGAGGUGAGAAAUGCAUUAACUUGUGAAGACUUUGAAAAGAUCAAGAACUGGCAGAAGGAUUCCUUUCACAAGCAGAUGAUAGGAGGCUUCAAAGAGACCAAAGAAGCAGAGGAUGGAUUCCGGAAAGCACAGAAACCUUGGGCUAAAAAACUAAAAGAGGUGGAGGCAGCUAAGAAGGCAUAUCAUCUUGCCUGUAAGGAGGAAAAGAUGGCAGCUACAAGAGAGGCAAACAGUAAGGCAGAGCAGUCAGUCACUCCUGAACAACAGAAGAAACUGCUGGACAAAGUGGAGAAAUGCAAACAGGAAGUACAGAAGACUAAAGAGAAGUACGAGAAAGCUUUGGAUGAAUUGAGUAAAUGUACCCCUCAGUACAUGGAGAAUAUGGAGCAAGUGUUUGAACAGUGCCAGCAGUUUGAGGAGAAACGACUGGUUUUCUUCAGAGAAGUGCUGCAAGACAUCAAGCGACAUCUAAACCUCGCUGAAAACAACAAUUAUGCCAACAUUUACCGAGAGCUGGAGCAGGUUAUCCGGGUCGCUGAUGCACAAGAGGACCUAAAGUGGUUCAGCACUACAUAUGGACCUGGAAUGGCGAUGAACUGGCCCCAGUUUGAGGAAUAUUCUCCGGACAUGACUCACACUAUUGCAAAAAGGGAGAAGGUAAAAAAGGCUAAUGAAGGUAUUUCUCUGACUAAUGUUUCACCAGGAGGAGAGCAGGUGACUCACAAUGUCGAUCGGGGCAGCCAUAGUAUCUGCCAGAAUAAUGAAAGAAGUUGCAAUGUUAAGCCUUUUGCUGAGAAUGAAGUCAACCAGGAGGUGAAAGAAGUCCUGAAAGAGGAAAAGAAAAAUGUGAGCAGCUACGAGAAGAAUCAGGCAUACUCUGCUGAAUGGUCGGAUGAUGAAACAAAUAACCCCAGCACAAAUGAUGCCAAUGGAGGAGCAAAUCCUUUCGACGAAGACUCUUCUCCUGCCCAUGUGCAGGGUGUGCGUGUACGUGCACUGUAUGAUUACGAAGGACAAGAGCAGGAUGAACUGAGCUUCAAAGCAGGUGAUUUCUUAACAAAGAUUGAAGAUGAGGAUGAACAGGGAUGGUGCAAAGGACGUCUGGAGAAUGGACAGCUGGGCUUGUAUCCAGCUAAUUAUGUAGAAGUGGUCUGAUAAGAUGUUCUAUUUAUGGAGCUAAUUGUUGCUACUGUAUAUACAUGGUCUAGAUAAUGCUCUUCAUGUUCUGAGCUGAUAUGACCAAUCAUUUCACUUUGUAUCUUUUGUUGGUAGGUUAGUGUCCUUUUGUCAUUUGUGUAAAUCAUGCCUCCAUCUGUCAGCUCAAAAGAUUGUAUUCCUUUAAUGUUCAGUGUAAAAUACCUAUUUAACAAGAAACCUACUUAACUUCAUGGUGUGUUCUUCUCCCUUCAUGAAGUGGCAGACACUUUGUUCUCACCGGAUGUUAUUAACCCAGUCGUUGCUCCUUAAAAAUUUUUACACUUGUAGAUCAAAACAGGGUUAGACCAGUAUCAGUCCCUUAACUGACUGUACAUCAUCACUCUAUUCUAGAAAUGUGCACGCGCACACACACACACACACACACACACACACACACACACACACACACACACACACACACACAUAUUUUUCAAUGCAAGAGUGGGCAGCCUUUAAGUUUCCCUCAAUUUCUUGCAUAUUGCAUUUAAAGAGAAGCUAAAUCAUGUUGGCUAUUAGUGGUUUCAUGCUGUCAUUUGUUCCUUGUAAGCUUUUUGACUACCGCAUUUCCAGUGUGAAAUAGUUCAUUGGAUAAUAUCCAUGGUAUGAAGAAAGAUUUCCAGUGACUCUCACUUUUCUGUUUCGAGGGUGAAUGUGUUGAUCUAUGUGUACUAAAUACCCAGUCAUCAAUGAAGAACUCUGCAGCUUUGAUCAGUGAGAGUAGUACUAAUUUGAAAUGUUUGUCUCUGAAAGCAUUGUUUGAAGAUGGUUCAGAGGCCCAGUUAUUAGCACAAUUGUUUAUUGCAAUGAAUUGUAGAAGUUGGGUAAUUGAAGUGAGUUCCUGUUAUUUAAGAGAAUACCCUAGUUAUGAGUUAUGAACUUGACUUGGAACAACCUCUGGAGAAUUAAGUAGGCAAAUAAAUUAAAACUGCUAAUAACUGGAGAAAUGAUUGAUGUAAUGCAAUGUUGUUUCCUUUUAUUUGCCAUACCUUAAUGUCAGUGUGUUCAUGCUGCAGUUGAUGAGAUACUAAGCUGAAAGCUCCUCUUACAAAUAAUCGUGCCACUUUUUACAAGGUAGCCAGUAUUGUUUUAGAAAGUGUAGAGCAUUAAGUAUCGUUGUUAAUGGGGUACCAUUUUACCAUUUUACAGGCAUGCACUGCAAUAUAGACAUAUUUUUCCUAGAAAAUAUUUUUCAUAUUUAAUCUGACAAGUGAAGAACAUUAUUGGCCAUACAUUGAGGCUCAAAUGUGCAGUUCAGUUAAAUGUGAACUGUAAGAUGCAUAGCACUCAAAAGAAAGAUUUUGGAAGUAAUCUGUCUGGUCCAGGAUCGUUGCAGUUACAUGUUCAAGUCUGCAAAAUUUGCUGGCUUCUGCCACCAGAGGGUGUCCCAUAUAUACUUGGCAGUAAGAUGAUCGCCUCUCUGGAAUAGCAGUCAGUUCCAGAUCUCUGUGAAUUUCUCCAUACUUUGUAUGAAAGCUUAGAUUUUACUUCUAUGGUGGAUGAAAAAGAAAACAUCAAGUUUUUGACCUGAGAUCAAAUGAAGUAUUUCCUGUUUAUUAGUGAUGGAACAGAGAUUUAAUUGUAAUUUUAAAGGAAGCCAAUAUUUGAAAACAUUUACCUUCCUUUUUUGGCCCUCCAUCUUACAAACUGUAUCCAGAUUUUUCCUGUGCUACCUGCUUAUCAAAACACUGAACACAAAUCUUCUGAUGAAUGAGUUCCUUUUUCUUCUACUUAGACUCCACAGUCUCAAAAUAAUCAGUAUAGAAGAGCAAAUGGAAACACUAAACCAUCAGGAUUUUUUUUUGCUGGAUUUACAAAGGAAUUAGAAUGAUUGGCAUGUGCUCCCUUUAUUUCUUCCCUUUUCUUUUGGGGUAGCAAGGUAGUGUAGUGGUUAGCACACCACUUUAUGGUACCAUGACCAGGGUUCAAUUCCUGCUGCUGCUGUUGGGAAUUUAUACGUUCUCCCUGUGAACUGUGUAGGUUUUCUCUGGGUGCUCCAGUUCUCCCUCUUUCCAACCCACCCCUUUCCACGGUCCAAAGACAUGCCAGUUAGUAGGUUAAUUGAUUAUUGUAAAUUGUCCUGGGAUUAGACCAGGAUUAAAUUGGUCGUUGCUGUGUGGUGUGGCUCGAGGGGCUGGAAGGGCCCAUUCCACACUGUAUCUCGAUAAAUAAAUAAAUUUGAUGUGGCAUUCAUAGAAGCCAAAACUACAGAAUUGAGAGGGUGUCAGGAAAGCCUUAAUAAUUACUUCAGCAUCUUAUUGGAAGUAAACAUCUAAAAGUAUAUUGCACUCUCCACUUGCUGGAGUAACAAUUUCAAACAGUUUUAUAAACAAUCAAAUUAAAGUCUUUCUAUUCUAAAUGUUACUUGCUGCAUAAUGGAACCAAGUUUCAAGAGAAUCUCAAAUUUACAGGACUUCCAACUCUCUAACAUUCCAUUACAAGUCAAAAAGAGAAAGCUUUUGAUGAUUAAUUUGCAGUUUAGUUUUGGGUCAUUUUUUUUUAAAUGUUUGUAUGGUACUUAGAUACAAGGUGAGAAGCAAAGGUGAAAUUACAGAUCUUUGUAUGUGGUAGUCUUAUGGGAACUGAGGUGAAUAUGAGCAACUAUAGUCACUAAUUGUCACUACUCAUUCUGUCACUCUAUUUUGAAAAGAGAUUCAUACUUUAAUAUGAACAUAGUAAUCUACAGCACAUUACAGGCCCUUUGGCCCACAUUGUUGUAACCUACUCUACUAAUUGCCUAGAAUUUCCCUAACGCAUAGCCCUCUAUUUUUCUGAGCUCCAUGUACCUGUCUAAGAGUCUUAAAAGACCCUAUUGUAUCCACCUCUACCACUGUCGCUAGCAGUGCGUUCCAUGCACCCACCAUUCUCUGUGUGGAAAAAUUUACCUCUACAUCCCCUUGUAUUGACUUCUAAGCACCUUAAAACUAUGCCCCCUUGUGUUAGCCAUUUCAGCCCUGGAAAAAGCCUCUGACUAUCCACACGAUCACUGCCUCUCAUCAUCUUGUACACCUCUAUCAGGUCACCUCUCAUCCUCCGUCACUCCAAGAUGGUAAAACAUUUGUAGCACAAUCUGAGUAGUAAGCAAAUUCUUGCCCUGAUUAAUAUUGCCUUCCACUGCUGAACAUUUUGGAAGUGCAUUUAGGCUGGAGGAUGAUAUGGGGAUGAGGAGGGAAAGGAAAGGACAUUUGGAACUUGAGUACUCUUUUUUUAUAUUAUUGGUUCAUUUCCCAAAACAAUUCCAUGAAACAUCCACACUUUACAUUUAUUGCCAAGUUUGUAAAUACUUUCCCAUUUUGCUCUCCCUCCACAGUUUUAGAUUCAUUUUGUGUUUGAUAUCAGACUAGCCACUUACUCAUUCCCUGAUUCCUCAGCCAAAAGCUAGAUUGAUGCCAAAAUACUUUGUCCUUACAUAAAUAUGUGUCUGCGUGUUUAUAUCCAUAGGAAAAUUCUCUCACUUUUAUGCAUUAUUUCUCCAACUUGUUCGUUUACUUGAUGUACCCAGACUUCCGUGUGACAUCCAUCAACAUUUUUAAGUUAUUCAUCAGUAUUGAAUAUGAGAAACAAAGAAUAUUUUGCUCUGUAUUGCAGAUCCACACAUGGGUAGAAAGCAAGUUAUUUGACAGCAUUUGUUUUGUUGUUCUGAUCACUAUAUGCACCAUAUAUUUGUUUAAUAUACUGACAAUUUUGAUAUUUUAACCCCCAUGUCCUUUUAGAUUGUGGCAAAUUGUUACCUGUAUGGGCCCAUCAAGAGCUCUGCCAUGUUUGGAAUUGCCUUAAUUAUUGGAGUGCUUUAUAAAUGAGAGUUGUGUCAAGAAUGAAUGUAAGAUAGCAAAAGAGAGAAAUCAGUCUUUCAAAUGAUGUUACGUGAGAUGAUUAUUGUUCGGUAGCUACUCACUAUUGGCAGUCAUUUGUCAAGUCAAAUAAAUUGAACUAUCCAGUAAUUUCAAAAACAAAUAAUAUAGCAAAGUUAGUGCUUUAAAAAUGAUAAUCCAAAUUAAGUAAGGCUGAAGUGAGGAACAUGUAGACUGUGCUGAUGUAAUGCAAAAGAGUCUGGUGUCUCAAUUCCUUGCUUCUAACCUUUUCAACUUUGCACAGAUACUUAAAACAAUUAGAAACAGCACUGUGAAAUGUGUAUAUCCUUUGCUUCAUUGUUCAACAGUAUUUCGGGCUCCUAUCCAUCAGUGCCACACUGAUCCCAGAAGUUGGAAAGCUAACUCUUAGACAGGUGCAUCUGAAUGCUGACUUUUAGUUCUUCAUGACAAAAUUCCCGAUUUGGUGGUCAAGUCUUAUUAGUAAAACAAGCAAGUGACAUUUGAAGUAUUAAACAAAGAAGUCUUUCUAGAUGUAUUGCAGUACAUGUGAAGGUGAAGUGAUGUGAAUUGGCCUCCUGAAGGUAAUCUCAGAUGUCCUGCAAAAACUCACCACAGCAUUUUCCACCAAAUUCUUGCUGUAUAGCACAAUUGGCUAUGGUGUUAUUACUCACUCCCUGAAUGGGAUUAAAAUCUGUCAGUAGUAGUCUCAGGUGUAUAACCAUAAGUUAAAUAGGUUUCAGCUUUUAAUAGGGUUUUAAAUUCCUAGAGCUGGGAGUUGACUAGAGGAGGUUAUGCACUCUUAAAAUGUAUAACUCUAUACUUCACUCUAGUUAAUACAAAGAUGCAGCUGGAAAAAAAAAGAUAUAUAUUUAGUAGAGUAUUUUGUAACCAAAUAUAUCUAUAAAGAAUAUAUUAUUUUGAAAAAGGAAAGCAUUCCUUGCCGAAGCAUAAAGUGCAGCUCAACUUGCGGAAUGUAAUGCAUUUGCAAUUCUUCAUCAAAAUGUAUGUGAUACUUAAUUUAUGGAUGUCUGUAUAUUAGAACGAAUGGUCAGAAUUAUGCAGAGGAACCUUCCGUAGCCCAAUGGGUAGCUAAUAAUUGGGUUACCACUAUUUGCCAAGUUCAAAAUCAGCAAAUCAAGACAAAUUGAUUUCAAGCAGAAAGUUAGAUUGUGAGUUGUGGUCUGGGAUUUGCUUGGCUAAGAUUCAUCUGAUUCGGUCUUAAAUGACUUUAUACUUAUGAACAACAUGCAGGUGUAGGGAGUAAGAUUUAGGAAUUGAAUAUAAAUCCAGAUUUCUUUAUCUAUUUUAAUUGCAUGUUAUCACUGGCAGUCUGGUAGCAUCAGUAACUUGCAGUGUUUUCCAAUAAUUCCUACUGCCCAUUCUGCUAAAAGCACAAACUGUGCUUAAUUUAACUUAUUCAUUAAACUGAGAAGGCAGUGUCAGUGCUUAAUAAAGGCCAUUUGUGUGUCAUUGUAGUGACAUGUGGCAGUGCUAUAUAGGAAAUAUUGAUAUACCAUUCUGCAAAUUCAAUUCCAAAUACAUGUACAAAAGUUGCAUAUGAUGCUAUUGUAUAAUCAGUGCAUAUGACUCUGUAAUUCAACAAGUACCUUGUGAUUGUACUGUGUGGAUAGGUUUGAGCUGAAUUUCCUCUGUAUGAUCACUAUUGUGAAUUGAAAGUUCCUUUCCUUUCAAACCAAUGUUUACAUGAUAAUUUAGCUAUGUUAAUACUACUGAUGUAGUGCCUGUUUGAACAAUACCUGCUGUUAAUGUGAACUGUAUAUGAGUCUGUUUGAGCCAUAUUCAUAUUUGGUAUGGAAACUGUUACCUUGCAUAUAAUUCUGAUGUCUCAGCUGAACUCUGCCUUGGUGCCAUGUGUAUUAUGUCACAGUGGUGGAGCAGAGAGCUUGUCGGAUCAGUGGGAAGAACAUUCAUGGACUAAGCUGAAUUGAGAAGCAAUUUAUAAAUCUCUACUGAAAAGGGUUUGAGUUUGGUAUUCUAUGAUGAACUGGGAACAUGAAUUUAAUUCAAAAUGCAGCCAUAGUAAGUAAGCAUUAAUGCAGGAUAAAAGGGAAUGAGUCGCUUCAGAAAAAUAAUCUGCUCAGUAUUAAAUAGGCUAUUUCUGUUCAGACUAUUAUAUACACUAUUUUUACCACAGUAGUUGCUGCCUAUUCUCUAUUGUGGGUGAGACAUUCUUUGACCAGGGAAGCAAGCUUUCCUACAAAUAACUCCAUUUUACAGUCAACACUUGUAGCUGCAAUGGUGUGAAAUGCUUGCAUGUCUUCCAGGGCGCUCUAAGCAAAAUUCACUGAAACGUGUAAUGCAUUGUGCAGUUAAUCUCGACCCUGGUUCAAAUAAGGGUAAGUUUCUUCAAUGAGCUAUGGACAAUUGCCGGCCAAGUAAUCCAUUGUUUUUGAAGUCUGAAUUUCUGAAACAUUAGCUUCCUUCUCAUCCCUUCCCAUAAACAAAUAGUAGCUGUAGCACAUGGGGGUCAAUUCUUUACUGAUUCUGGUGCAUCACUGAGUGAAUCCUAUGGCAAAUUCCAGAGUGCUAAAGAUCUGAAAUGGUGGCAUGUGGGAUGAGAUAAUGUAGCUGACUCCACAAUAUUGAGGAAAGUGGUACAAACUAAAUCCAUGCUCCACAUGGCUAAGAAAGUAGUCACUUUACUGAUAUUCCCUGAGGACUUCUGGUUUAAAAAAAAUCAAUA